Molecule: messenger RNA, 1336 nt
Organism: Cyprinus carpio (common carp)
Lineage: Eukaryota; Metazoa; Chordata; Actinopteri; Cypriniformes; Cyprinidae
Product: AP-1 complex-associated regulatory protein-like
Exons: 10
Coding region: 229-1119 (296 amino acids)
Biological process (GO): negative regulation of cell motility; negative regulation of substrate adhesion-dependent cell spreading; regulation of Arp2/3 complex-mediated actin nucleation
Molecular function (GO): AP-1 adaptor complex binding
Source: RefSeq, a predicted model, not a curated record
GAAGACACAAUAGAGGAUUUUAGGCCGGAGCUGAGAAUGCGAGCCAUGGGCGAUGAAUGAUGCCAGCGAAGUGUCCGCAGGUGACUCACCUGCGCGAACCGGCCGCGUGCUCGCGCUUUAACAAGUCAUGCAGAAUAAAUUCGUCGCGUGCAGAGCAGUGCCCAAAGAAGCAGGAUACGGAUCCGGAAUGGAAGAGUAGCUGAUCCAUACACCUGAUCCGUGCUUGCCAUGGGGAACUGCUGGGCUCAAUGUUUUGGGCUCUUUAGGAGGGAAGCAAACAGGAUACAGAGAGGAGGAGGGUCAAAAUACUUCAAAAGCAGCACCGCUGGGGAACACUAUACCAUUGAGUUUGAGAACCUUGUUGAGAGCGAUGAGGGUGAGAGCUCACAAAGCUGCUCCAGACCCAUCAGUGAAGAGGAGAUUGGUCACUUGAAGGAGCAGUGCUAUGCUGCCAUCUCAGACAAACAGGUGCUGAUCGACGAAAAGCUGAAUGCAGAGUUAUUGGCAGAAGAGGAGAAGUUAAGGCUAGAAGAGGAGGCUGUUUUUGCAGCUCAGCGUGAGGCAGCGCGGCUCGCUAUGGAACGAAAGCUAAAGGAGGGGAAGCAGCCACAAAGGACCAAACCCAGAUCAGACCCAAAGAGCAGUGACCCUCGGCACAAAACCAAAGUGUCAGAUGCAGAGUUUGAGGUGUACCUGCAGAGUGUGAAGGCUCAAUCUGAAGCCUUUCGCUGUAACAGACUCAGUUCUGAAACGAAUGUGGUGACCCCAAACACAGAGAGCAGCUGGGACUUCACCAGUAAGACUGACGCCACUCUGGACCUGGAAUGGGAGGAUGAGGAGGGAAUUAUCCGGAUGGGUCCUGCAUGGGAGCGUUCCAAAACAGAGGAGGACAUUUUACGGGCAUCACUUCGUCCCGGCGGGAAACAGCUGGACAGUGGCCCCACCUCCGCAUCUGAGGACUCUAAUGCUUUGGAGUGGGAGAAUGACUUUGUAAGUGCACAUCCUGAGGACAGUGGUGACCAUGCCGACGAGGACUUUGAUGGAUUUGUUAAUCCAGUACUGGACACGCCCACUGAGGAGGCGGGGCAUAAGGCCAGCUCUGACGAACAAGAGAGAUAGUCUACAGCAAAAAGACAGUGAGACUACAGUAACUUCAAAUGCCCUCAUUCAGAUUCAGUGUGAUAUGAUUGCAGACGGUCCCUUAAACCUAAUAAAACUAAACCCAUAAUUCUCAGUGUAGGAGAAAAUACAAGGAACUGAAAUGCUUUAUAUCAUUUCUGUAUUUCAGUAUUGGGUGAAUAUCAUGAAAAUCUGAGUCAUGAUCUACCCCCACCCC